This is a messenger RNA of Dichotomopilus funicola, 552 nucleotides long. RefSeq lists its product as uncharacterized. The transcript is spliced from 4 exons. Lineage: Eukaryota; Fungi; Ascomycota; Sordariomycetes; Sordariales; Chaetomiaceae. Gene Ontology annotation, biological process: mitochondrial electron transport, NADH to ubiquinone. The record is from RefSeq and is a predicted model, not a curated record. The coding region runs from base 1 to 552 and encodes 183 amino acids.
AUGGCCGCGCGGAAGCCGAUCUUCAACCAGCAGGUGCUUUACGACACUACCCCGCUGCCGGACUCGAUUCCUAAAGUCAAGGAGAUCGGCGCCAGCUCCGGUCCUCUGCUUUCGGCCGCGUUCUUUAUCGGAGCUCGCUGUAAGGACUACAACGAUGAUUACAUGCAAUGCAAGACCGAGAAGCCGGGCCGUGGCGAGUUUGAGUGCAUGAAGGAGGGUCGUCGGGUCACCCGUUGCGCUCGUAGUGUUCUCGAGGAUAUUAACAAGUCCUGCCUUGAGCAGUUCCGCGCUCACUGGCAAUGCCUUGAGAACAACAACCAUCAGUUAUGGCAAUGCCGCCCGGACGAGUGGAGGUUGAACAAGUGUGUCUUUCAGAACCUGAACCUCGAGAAAGUUAUCCCCGACCAGCCGAAGCAAUCAACCCCAGUGCACCUACGAAAGUCACAGGUGUUCGCUCACAAUGUAAUCUUGCCGUUUGAUAGGCCCUUUGUCGCCGGGCAACCAGAGGAGCCGCGCCGGACUCGUGCAGCCGCGAAGGAAGAAGCAACAUGA